GAUUCAGAAUCACUUGCACAUUGCUGGUAAACGGUCGUAUCAAGCUAAAUAAGUUAUAACAAUUCAAAAAUGAGUUCAAAAAAUAAUGGCACUCCACCAGGAGAUUCAGCAGCUAAGGGAGCGGUUCCCAAGAUCCCCGAGGAGCCCUCCAUAUCUACUGACCACCCGGUGGCCACAUCUACGCCAACUUAUAUGGCACGCAACCGCCAAAGGCUUUUAUCGCUCCAGAUGGAUUCUGAAGCAUUCACAUCGGGGAAUUCGUCAUUGGUGUAUCGAGUUCCACCAACAUACGGGCAUAUUCGAGGCCGAAAGGGCAUUCAUGAUCCGAGUACUCCAAUUACUCCUAAACUCCCAAGGACUAGAGCCCGGAAUUUACCGAAUACUCCAGUGCGUGUUACCCCAAGUAGAAAUACCCCAUUUAACACCCCUCGGAAUUCUGGUAAGCCAAAGACCCCGGCUCAAAAGAAGACUACAAAGAAAACUCCAGCGAAAACUCCAAAAAUUACGCCAAAAACGAAGUUGCAAAAUCCAUUAAAAUCCUCACCGAUAGUGAAGCCGAAAACGCCAACAGUGGAAUCGCCAAUUGCAUCAACCGAGUUACCCAUUUUACUACCAACAGAAUCCCAAAUGACGUCCCCAUCGAAAUCUCCGAAAAUGUUAUCAAUUGAAGCACCAGUUAUGUUAUUAAUGAAUUCGCCGAAGCAGUCGGUUAAGUCCGCACUUAAGCGAGCUUGGACUCGUGAAGAAAAUUCUCCUAGAACCCAUUUCUCUGAAGAGGUAUCCAAUAAGAAAAAUGCCGAUGCUGAAGAUAUAUCGGAACCGCCUCCAAAACAGGCUCGUCUACAUAUCCUGCAAGUCAAUUUGGGAUCUCCAUUCUCGAUGACGCGCAGCAAGAAAAUUAAGUCAAUAGCAGUAGAACUCAAUGAUGAAGUCUCUUGAAACCGCCGAAUUUUCUAGAACAGAGAAAGAAAAAUUGAACAACGAAUGCUUUAUUUUGUAAGGUCAUCAAAGCUUUGCUAAAUAAAUGCAUGAUUUACUAGG
Molecule: messenger RNA, 1041 nt
Organism: Drosophila teissieri
Lineage: Eukaryota; Metazoa; Arthropoda; Insecta; Diptera; Drosophilidae
Product: mediator of DNA damage checkpoint protein 1
Exons: 1
Coding region: 70-939 (289 amino acids)
Source: RefSeq, a predicted model, not a curated record